AUGACGACCCGAUUCGAGGAUGUGGCGUCAUUCAGCGAGAGACGAGCGCCGGAGAGAGAGCGGAAAAAGAAAAAGCGACGGCGACGAAACUCAGAGGACGAUGAUGAUGUUGGGGUAAGAUACCAUGCAUAUUUACGAAUAGUAAAACCUAGAUAACCUAGGAAUGUCACUAUUUUUAACCUGCUGUAAAAAUUUUACAACAUUUUUUUAAAACGUGAUUUUUUGUUCGCGUCCCGAUUUUUCGGGUCGACGACAGUUCGGGUCAACACAAAAUCGAUCCGUACGGGUCGCAGGGCAGGCGAAUAGACCAAAAAAGGUUGUAGGAAGUGUCUACGAGGCCUGGCAAAGCCGUUGGAUGGUCGGCGGACGAUUUUUUUGCGUCCCGACUUUUCGGGUCUACGGUAGUUCGGACCGACACAAAAGCGAUCCAUACGACACCUAGGACCGGCGGAGAGCCGAACAAAAAGGCGUAGAUACCCCAAAUGCCCACAUGGCUUAGCAAAGUCGUUGGAUGGUCAGCGGACGCUCGGCGAAGGCUCGGCGGAGACUUGGCGAAGACUUGUAACAUGUCCACUUUCUCUAAUUUUAGCUAUUACUAGCAUUAGUUUUCUUGACCCUGACUAAAUGUAACACAUAAAAGACCAAAAUUUGCGGCAAAAAACGAAGAUCCGUAACUUUUAUCUACAUAUUAUUGAUGUGAGAACAUGUAAAAUACCUCAAAAUAGGUGAUAAGCUAUCCUAGGACCCGACCAAUCUUAUUAUUUCUACAAACUAAGCCUUCUCCUAGCCUCCCCUAUGCAUACAAGCACGAACCAACGCGAUCCAUAGUAUUGUCGACCCGAUCUGUAGCUGAACCAAAAAUUCGUAGGGCUUUUUGUUGACAAAAGCAACGAAAAACAUUUUUUAUUUUCUUUUCGACACUAUCUGGAAAGUUUGAGUCCGUAUUUUGCAGAAAUAACCGAAAAAAAAUCAUGUAAUUUCUGCAAAACGCGAUCUAAAAACAACCAAAAAAGUCUCUAAGAAAUAAAACUCAGCGUUUACGACAACACUAUAGAGAAUUAUUGACUAUUUCAAAUCGAAAACCAACUCAAUAUCGGCCUCAAAACCCCCAUUACACAAUAACACACAACAACUUAAUUUCCAGGUGUUGCCCCGCUGGAAAAUUGUUAUGGUAUUCGCCGCGAUGGGAAUAUGUUUCGCCAUGUUGUUCCCGAACGUGUUUGGGCCGAUCUUUUCGCUGGUUUUCGGCAAGAAGGAGCCGGCACAACCGCCGCCACAGCGUCAGCCGGACCAUCCGGCAAUGGGUGGGGGAGAGCGAGCACGCGCUCCGCGCCCACCAAUGCCCGGUGGGCGGAUGGCCGGAUUCGAGAAUCAACCGCAACAGACGAGCUCUCGAGGUGGCAUGUUCACAUGGCUCAUGCCGUUCUAUACGGUCGGAGUGAUGGCUUUUCUGAUCUACAGCUUGAUGAAGGUGAGUAUGGGAAAAAUAAUAGUCACAGGGCUCGGAAUUCCCCACAAAUUGACUCGACUCCCCUUUGCAACAGAGCUGGGGGAGUUGAAGUUAAUUUUUUGAGGACCAUACACAGGAGAAAUCGAGUUUGCCACAAGAAACCUUCAAAUUACCUUAUUUUAGAUGCGAAGCAAAGGGAAAAAGAAGAAGAAGAGAAAGAGCAGGUAUGACGAUACCGAAGACUCCGAAGAGAGCGACAGUAACGACGAAACUGGACUAGGUAAGUCAUAUAUCUACUAAAUCUAUCUAUACUGUAUUACUAUGUUUUGUGGGGUUAUUUAAGAGCUAGAGAAGAUACAAGUUCCAGAAAUAAUGUAUUAGACGUCUAAAUUUUGAAAAUCAUAUACAAAAAUGUAAAAUACAGUGGCGGACCUGAUCCAGUGGCAAAAAACGUACCAUUUUGCAUCCAGGAAGUAUCGAAAAGUGUAGCAAAAUGCCUCCCUCUCCAAGUGAAAAAACUCCGAUUUUAAAAGCAUCUUUUUAUGAGGGAAAGGGAUCCCUUCAAAAUGGAGUUUUUUCACUUGGAGAGGGAGGCAUUUUGCCACAUUUUUUUUGAUACUUCCCGAAUGCAAAAUGGUACGUUUUUUUGCCACUGGAUCAGGUCCGUCACUGUAUUUUACAUUUUUAUAUGAUUUUCAAAAUCCAGACGUCUAAUACAAUAUUUCUAGGACUUGUAUCCUCUCUAGUUCUUAAACAAUCGCACAAAACAUCGUAUUUUCCCCAAAAAUUUAUCUCGAUUCAUUUUAGGUCAUAAAAACCUCCGUUCCAUCCAAGAGCGCCUCGAGGAGACCGAAAUGGCCAUGGCCAAGAUUCUAGAACAGCUGGAAGAGAUCGCAAAGAUUCAUCCUGACGCCACCAGCACCGACGACCUUCGCGAGAAAUACACGGCCGAUCAGGUGGCCGAGGUUGAGAACAACUUGGCCGAACUGAAUCGACUCUCCGCACUGUGCAAAAAACAGCGACGGCAGCUGAGAGAGCGCGAAAGCGGAAGCAGUGAGAGCGAAGGCAGUGAGGAGGAAGGGUUUGACGACAAUUUGGAAGAGGUUGAACAGGCAAUAAAGGAGGUGCAAGCGUCGGAAGUUGGUCAAAAAUCCAAAAAAUCGACAAAAGCCGAAGAGAAAGCGAAAAAAGCACAAAACCUCGAGCAAAAAUCGUCUGUUCCUCCUCAGAGGUCACAGAAAGCUUCGGAAUCUCUGAGUCCACACACCGCCCGACCUAUCAAGAAGGCGAAUCGACGGAAACGAGCGCACGAAAAGGAUAAUGCCGGCCCGGAAGACGACUACAGUCAAGACGAGGUGCAGAUCCCCCAAGUCUCUCAGAACAGCGAAAGCAGCGACGAUGAUGUCGAAGUUAGCUCGACAUUUGUUGAACCCCCAAGUUCAAGGUCCAGCACAUCCAAGAUCACAUCCACAAACGUCGAGAAGGAGGACAUGAACGAGCCCAUCGACAUUAUACUAGGCUCAGACGUCAUAGAGACGAAAAAAGAGCGUUCUCCGAAAGCAGCGGCUGUUUCGCCGCGGUCACAACGUUCCAAAGGUCACGAAUUCAAGAUCGAUGAUAUUCAUCGGCCCUCCUUCGACGAUUUCGUCGACGAUUUCCGGCCUCAAACCCCGGAGGAAGAGCAGGCCGCCAAAAUCGGGGAAGAGCUGUUCGAGCCGCGAGAAGAGCGCGAACGAAGCUCCGAAAUCCCGCUGGAAGACGGGCUGGGCAUCGAAUAUAAACAACGAGUGUCGCCGGAUCAAUAUUCGGGCAGAUUCGAGUACGACCCACUAGGAGAAGAUCAAGAGGUAAAGGAGUCGUUGCUUGGCGAGAACGACGAGGACCUUAUCGACGAUAUGGAAGAGGAUCAAAUGCCUUGUACUAGUCUGGAAGAGGAGGACACGAAAUUACCUGAGCCACCAAAAGGAGACGAUUUAGAUAUGGACCAACUACUACAAGAUGAGGCCAAAAAAGCGGAAGAAGCACCUCAUAUCAGAGUGUUCGAGAGUUCGCAGGAGAUUUGCAACGAGCUUCUGUCCGACGACUUGCCAAUCACUUCUUUGAAGAGCGGUGCUAACCUUCCCGACCUUGCUCAUGAUGAAGAUGCUCAAAAAUCCGAGAGUCAGUCGACUUCCACUGGGAAAAAAGGCAAGAAUCGACGGAAUAAGAAGAAAACGUCCGAAUCGCCAAAGAAUUCCAAGGAUUCCAGCGAAAAUUCGAGUUCGCGAGCUGCGCCCGAGCUGGUGCAGGCUGCGCCCGCUCAAGUAGCACCAUCUGUCACCGUGCAGCCGGAAUCGACCAUAAAGCCUUCCGAAGCCUCUGGCGAAGCUUCUCAACGCAUUUCAGAGCCGUCUGCAGACCAAAACGACAUCAAUUCCGGCAUCGAAUGUGCGAAUCCCUUGUUCAACGCGGAUUCUGGAGCCGGGGUGCGGCAGCGAAAGUCGGGUGGUGGGAAAAAGUCCAACAUUCGUCGACGAGUCCCCAAAGCCGAAUAA
Molecule: messenger RNA, 3984 nt
Organism: Bursaphelenchus xylophilus (pine wood nematode)
Lineage: Eukaryota; Metazoa; Nematoda; Chromadorea; Rhabditida; Aphelenchoididae
Source: the annotation of a GenBank genome assembly